AGAUGGAAACCCCAUCAAACUUUUGAUCUCUUAGAUCAUUCUAGUCACAUAUCUCUUAUAAUCUUACAUAUCUAUCUUCUGUUUAUUAGUUUGAACCUCCUCCAUCAUCUCUUCUCUUCCUCAUCCUCUCUCUCUCUCUCUCUCUCUCUCUCUCUCUCUCUGACCCUUUCUCUCCAUCUCCAUGACUCCAUUCUACAAUUGCCAAAUCCCCCAAUUCCCUCUUGAAAAUGAAAAUCAACGUCAAAGCCACAUCCCCUUUCUCUCUCUAGCAACUAGUACCUCUUCUACUUCUCCAUAUCCUUUUUUCUUACAUAACCAACAAGAUCACAUAGCACUUGAUCAUGGAGUUCUCCCUCAUCACCAGGCUCAUCUACAAGAAGAGUAUAUUAAAGAAGUGGAUCAACAACAAGGACCAGUUAAAUGGAUGUCUUCCAAGAUGAGGAUCAUGAGAAAGAUGCUAAAUUCAAAUCAAACUCCGAAAAUCAAAACCAGAAGAAACAAUCAUCAACACCAAGAUCAAAAGCAAGCAGCCCAAGACAAUAUUAUUCGAGUUUGCUCUGACUGCAGCACCACUAAGACCCCACUAUGGAGGAGUGGACCUCAUGGCCCCAAGUCUCUGUGUAAUGCCUGCGGAAUAAGGCAAAGAAAAGCAAGAAGAGCAAUGGCUGCUUCUGCUAUGAGCAGUGGUGCAGUACUAAAAGAUGGAAAAGAUAAGGCAUCAGAUUUUGUCGACCGAACAGUGCCUUUUAAGAAGAGGUGUAGGUUUGCUACGGAGGGUUGUGUGACUACACAGAGAAAGCUUUGCUUUGAAGAUAUUGUAGUAAGUUUAAAUAAGAGUUCAGCUAAUUUCCACAGAGUGUUUCCUCAGGAUGAGAAGGAUGCUGCUAUCUUGCUGAUGGCUUUAUCAUGUGGUCUUCUUUGAAGUUCUUUGUGAUUAAUUCAUCUUCAAUUUGAACAAUUAAGCUAGCUAGUAUAUGCUUGCUUGAUAUCAAAUGUUUGUGGAAUGAUAUGAGAGUAAGUAGAAUAAAAUUAAGGUGAGAAGUGAUCUAUGAAUGAAAUAAUAUUGUUGAUUUCAAAUUGAAGGUUGAUUUUUUUUUCUUUUUGUGUGUUGUUAUGUUAUUUUGUUAUUGGGAGUUGAAAUUAAAUAUGGUAGUAGAUAAAGUUUUCA
Molecule: messenger RNA, 1168 nt
Organism: Dendrobium catenatum
Lineage: Eukaryota; Viridiplantae; Streptophyta; Magnoliopsida; Asparagales; Orchidaceae
Product: putative GATA transcription factor 22
Exons: 3
Coding region: 182-922 (246 amino acids)
Biological process (GO): regulation of DNA-templated transcription
Molecular function (GO): zinc ion binding; sequence-specific DNA binding
Source: RefSeq, a predicted model, not a curated record